Molecule: messenger RNA, 4674 nt
Organism: Scatophagus argus
Lineage: Eukaryota; Metazoa; Chordata; Actinopteri; Scatophagidae
Exons: 5
Coding region: 363-1403 (346 amino acids)
Biological process (GO): response to bacterium
Source: RefSeq, a predicted model, not a curated record
AUCUGAUCAUAAGUAAGAUGCAAAGUUCAAUUCAGUAUUUUUCAGUCUUCUACACUACUCUGAUCAGUCAGUGUCCAGUAAUCCAUUUUGGGUCUUUGUUGAAUAUUUGUGGUGAUGAUAUCAGCGAAUGAAGGAUUAUGAAAACAUGAGGAUUACAAGUUACACUGUGGUUCUAGUGCCCCUCUCCAAGUGUCUUGACUCGACAACCAAGACAGUCAAUGUAGGGGGAAACAUGUGUUCACUGUUUCCAAAAUAGCACCUUCAGUGUCACUUCUUGUUAGCCAAUCAAAUGAGGUCCUCUCACUAAGAGUAAAGAAAGGAUAUGGAAGGUCUCAACAUUUUGUCAAGAGUUUUUAAUCACGAUGACAUCUCCAAGGUUUGCGUUAUAUCUGACUUGUCUGUGCUUGUGGAGAAUGGCUAUGGAAACUACGUCUCUGCAUCAGGAGAGUGGUUUUGUAUCUGUUAAUGUUGGCGACAGUGUGACAUUACGAUGUUUCUAUGAAGAUGAAUCUGGAGCAACAUUUUAUUGGUAUAAACAAAUACUGGGACAGAAUCCAAGGCUCAUCUCUAGCUUCUAUAAACACAACAAAAAAGGCACUUUUAAUGAUGAAUUCAUGAACAAUCAGCGCUUCACACUGGAUACUGAAAAGGGUAAAAAUCACUUGACAAUCUCAGAUUUACACAUUUCAGACUCAGCCACUUACUACUGCGCGGUUUUUUAUGCAUACAAACUUGAAUUUGCAAAGGGUAUGACUGUCAGUGUGAAGGGUUCAGGUUUGGACAUCCCAGCUUUGGUCCAUCAGUCAGCAUCUGAGACCAUCCAGCCAGGAGGCUCUGUGACUCUGAACUGCACAGUACACACUGGGACCUGUGAGGGAGAACACAGUGUUUACUGGUUCAAAAGGUCUGAAGAUUCUCCUCAAGCACUCAUUUACACCCAUGGAGGCAGGAAUGAUCAGUGUGAGAGGAGACCCAACACACAAACACACUCCUGUGUCUACAACUUGCCGAUGAAAAGCCUGAAUAUUUCUCAUGUUGGGACCUACUACUGUGCUGUUGCCUCAUGUGGACACAUACUGUUUGGAAAUGGGACCAAGCUGGACUUUGAGUAUGAGGUGAACCCUCCUGACAGCCGUCUGUACUUCUUGAGUGGUGCUUUGGUAUUCUGCACCAUCCUGGUUGUUUUCCUGACUUUCUCAGUGUACAACCUGAACAAGAGAAACAGAUGCCAAUGCACAGUGGAGUCUCAAAGAGCUUCAGUUUCUACCACAACAAAUGGAGAGGGUUACCAAGAUGCAGACAAUCUCCAUUAUGCUGCUUUAAGGGAUUACAGAGUCAGCGGGUCAAGAAGACAGAGAGACAACACUGAAACUGUAUGUGUGUACUCCAGUGUCAGGCAGUAGAUCUGGACAUGCUUCAUCUGUACUUUGUUUAUGUCUAAGGUCUAAUUUUGUUAACACCUGUUAAAAUGAAUUCCUUUUGUCCAACCAUUUGAUCAAGUUUAUGUAGCAACUCCUUCACAAUACUGUCCCUGCUGUAUUGAUCUACCAGUGCUGAAAAGCUGAAAAUAAGAGGUGAAAUCUUCAUGUUUUUGUUUUUACAUGUAGGGCGGCAUGUGGUUAGCAUUGUCGCCCAACAGCUUCCAGGUUUGAAUCUGGGACCUUCUGUGCCUGUGUGGGUUUUCUCCGGGUAUUCCAGUUUCCUCCCACAGUCCCAAAAACAUUCACAUUAGGCUAACUGGCUACUCUACAUUGCUCCUGUGUGUGACCGUGUGCAGCUGUCUGUCUGUGUAUCAGCAGGGUGUAUACUGCUUCUCGCUCGUAGUCAGCUGGGAUAGACGGAUAAGCAGUAUAGAGAAUGGAUGGAUGAACGUUUUUGUAGAUGUUGCUUUAAGAUGCAAAAAACUCUUUGACAGUUUCUCUCUUCGUCUGCAGUGAAAAGUUCAAAUUGUAUUGAAAUUGGAGAAACUAAUGUGGGUUCUGUCUUUCCGGUGCUUGAAUGAGAUUUAGGUGAGAUAAUAAUUUUAACCACUCUGACUCCAAUUUAUAAAAUGUCUACUAGGUUGAAAUUAAUCGUUAAUCAUUAUCGGUAGCAUACCUCCUAAGAAACUGUUCUGUCCAACAGAACUACGUCUGGUUAAAUGGUUCAGGGAUAGGUGAUUUAGGUAUAAAGUUAUCUGACAAGGUACGAAACGUGGGAAAUAGCCCGGGCCCUGGGUUGAGAUGUUCAGCGGUUCAGAACUAACACUCAAUCUUUUCUAUUUUCCUCAGCGGUUACUCACUAUAUAACUAUAGAGUCUAGAAACUCCAAGAAUCUCAGACUCAAGACCUCUACAGGCAUUUAGGCCCGCUAGAUAAGGUAUCUCAGCAAGGCAAUACUACAGUUUAAUGGUUAACAGUUAUUGUAACCAAUUAGACAUACAAUUAAUAAAACUAUAUUCCUAAGGUAAUCCUAAAAAAUAAUCAAACAGUGAACAGAUCCAUCAAGCAAGAUAAUAGUCAAGAAUACCACACAGCAUACCUGAAAUAGGUAUGGCUACAUGCAGAGCAUGGGAGGUCGGAAGAUAGUAGAACAACUCCAAGACCAUAUCUUUGUGUUUCCCGUAAAUAUCCAACCAGAACAAAGCACUUCGUACUUACAUGUUAAUUGGAAAUUGGCACUCUUUCUGCUUGGGUACCUUUUGGUUAUCACGGUGCAUAUCUAAAGACAAUAACAGCAGGAAGGGGAGUGACUCUCCAGAGCAGGGACAUUUCUCCCAAAGUUCAGAAAUAUCACAUAUAAACUGUCUCUAGCAUUUCUUCACUUAGACCUUUGCACUUCUCACACUGAGACGAUUAAAAUGAUAUCAAACAUGAACACAUUUUCAUCUCAUAAUACACAAGAUACAUUUCAAAUCCAACAUUUAACGAAGUCCUUUCACUUUAGUGGGCCUGGCCCAGCAGGUGGUGUUAAAGGUCUUUAAUUGAUGGAUAAUGAUUUGUUUUUUCAGCAAUACCAGUACAUUUAAAGAGCCAGAUGCAUUGGUGUGUGUGAAGGACCCUAAGGGAAAUACAUUUUAACCUGUUUUAUUAAUGUUCAUUUUACAUCUAUAAUAUAGCAUGCUGAGUUGCUGUUUGGCUCUGCUAUGAACACAGAAAUGAAACAGUCGUUUCACUGAGACCUGUUCACUUUGAACACAUUUUGUUGUGUAUCUCUUGCACUGUAGCAGCCUUUGUGGUUUUCAACAGGAUGUGGAUGUGUUUGUGCUCAUAGUGGGCAGUCAGACUGAAAACAGUCCCCUGUUACACCAGGCUGGGCUCUGCAUUUGAGGGGGUGUGCAGUUUAAGGUACAGAUGAGACAAUGAUUUACACUGCAAGAAGACCAGGAGGGAAAGAUAAAUGCAUUUAAAAUCUGUAUUACUAAAUUCUGAGCUAAUGACUCAGAGAAGCUAAGAGGCUGCCUCUGAUGUGUGUGUGUGGAUGCAUAUUCCUGUAGCUUUAGCUUGAUGUCUUCAUUAUUGUACAGUGGGAGGAAGUGGAGACUCGUGUUGUCAAUUUUAUAUAUAUUUUAUAUGUUCUGUAUGCAUAUGUUUUCGACCCACAAAAUGCAGGUUUUUAGAAAUUACCGGCUGUGUUCUUACAUCCAUGUGAUUGGCCAACAUAGCAUCUUGACUGCUGACAUUACAUUGUCUGUCAUUUGCAUAUUUCACCAAUAAUCAUAUAAAGCUGAUACAUUUAUUGGACACUUUUAUCUUAAGGCAGUAUGUGUGGAAAUAGUUCCUUGGGCUUCUUCAUUUUUUAAUGUGCAUGAGAAAAGCGUGCAUUUUCCAACCCACCCUGAUGAGUGUAUCCUUACUAGUUCAACAAGUUCAAUUGUAACAUAAAUAUACUGUAUGUCACAAGUUGUAGUUAAGUUAUCAUUAUCAAUUCUGCGUUGUAAUGUUGUGUGUUAUUUAUCAAUUGGAUGUAAAAGAUACCUUGAACUCAGUGAGGCUUUGUGAACAUGUUAACCUACUUAUGUCAGCAUUUGGUUCAAAGCACAGCUUCACACAGCUGCUAGCAUGUCUCUUAGCUGCAUUGUAUCUCUGGCAGUUCAGUGAAUAUUAUGGUUUUUCAGCAGGUUGCAAAAGUGUUUGUACUCUCACAGAGAUGCACCUUAAAGCCCUUUAGACACAUGGGAACAGUAGAGUUCUCACUAGCACUGACAACCUUCACAGGGAAAUACUGUGAAAACCACAUCAUACCCCCCUCACCUGGUUUCCAGAGUUUUAACACAAUCAGGUACAGUCUCAAAGAUCUCUGCCCCUGGCGCACAAGAAAAUAACAACAAUCUUGUUAUGAUCCAUUUCUUCCAAUUAUGGUGUGCUAAUACAGAAGUCCACAGUGUUAAAAGAUAUUUAGAUAUUUCAAGAUUUAUCAAACUGACUUUCCACACCAUGUUCAGGGUGGGUUAGUCACUGUGAAUUUCUGUGGUGCUGAAAUGCAUGCAUUUGACAUCUUUUUCCAACAAGUCAUGUCAGCUAUAGUGUUUUCAGAAGGUUUAUCUUGGGUAAUGAGGUGACAAAAUGGCUUAUCAUUGCAGCACAAAAUACAGUGUCUGUUACAGCUUGAAAUAAGCUUGCCAACAGUAUUCACUCAUCUGCCUUUACACGCAUAUGAACAUCCAAUUCUUAAUCCAUAGGGUUUAAUAUGACG